Messenger RNA from Leptopilina heterotoma, 2845 nucleotides. RefSeq lists its product as uncharacterized. Bases 1052 to 1978 code for a protein of 308 amino acids. The record is from RefSeq and is a predicted model, not a curated record. The transcript has 2 exons. NCBI's taxonomy places the organism in Eukaryota, Metazoa, Arthropoda, Insecta, Hymenoptera, Figitidae.
UAUUUCAUACUCGUGAAAUAGUAUUAACAAAUGUUUAGAAAUGCGGAUUAACAAUAUGGAAGUUUUUUGUUGUAUUGAUAUCUCAGUACCCAAUUUGCCUCAUUUCGUGAGAUUUACCCGUAAUAUGUGUACAUUUUAAAUGGAUAAUUACAAUAAAAAAAAUUAAAAAGUAAUAAACGGGACCUAAAAUGAUCAAAAUAUAUUAAAUCUCAUACGCUUCCAUAUACAAAAUAUGUAGGGGUCUGACUAGGCACAGGUGUCGGUUAGAGGAAAUAUUUUUAAAACAUUUAGAAAAUCGUAUUAAAACACUUUUCUGUUUUUUUCGCUUUUAAAAGCGUUAGCUAAUAACAUUUUAUGAAGGUAUUUGGAAGCCCAAGUCGCUAGUUACAAUAGAUUUAAUUAACGUUUAAAAAAAAGGGUCUGGCUGGACCCAGGUGUCGGACGUAGGGUUAAAUAUUUCGGGUUCAUAAUUCAUAUUGCGGUCGAAAGAAGAAGGGUCAAUGAGAUGCGCUCUUUUCCGUUUUGACAAUAAAUUUGUGAGGAAAUUAUUUUAUUAACUAUUGAAAGUGGAGUAAUUUGAGUUUUCUUAGUUCAGCCGCAGCUACUAGCUCGAAUUGGCGCCACCUUUUUGACUACUGACGCAUGUCAUGGUAAUUAGUUAAAGUUCCUGCACUGGAAUCUGCACAGGAACCUUGUUCCAAGUUACUGCACAGGAUACGCUCGCGAUCCUAUAAAAAUUGCAUUCUUGGCGGAAUUGAUAGACACUAUCCAAUUAAAAAAAGUAUUGAUUGGAGCUGUUAGGAAUUGGGAGUAAUCAUGAGCUAAUACAGAUUUGUGUAAAAACCGUAUUGUUGAAAAAUGUGUGUUGAGAAACACAUAGUAAAAAGAAGUCUUAUUUUAAGACAGGAAGGCAGUCUUAAAUUAAGACGCAACAUUUUUAAGGCUAUCAAUGCUAAAUUUUUUUAGGGUAACCUCAAUCAUUUAAUUAUAGAAAAACAACGUAGAUGACGACCAAAGAAUUAAUAAUGAUGAAUUACGUGAUGAUAUUCCAAUGGAAAUUGAUUUCAAUAUGGAGUUUCGUGAUGAUAAUAUGCUUAUCAGUUCUGCUGGCAUUCGGAAUAACAACAUCAAUGAUAAUAAUUCUUACAAUUCAAAUACUGAUGAAGAUGAUGACAUUCAUAUGUCAGAUAAUGGAACAUGUGAUCUCCCAGCAAAAGCAUUGUUCAUGCAUAUGAAACAAUACAAUGGAGAAAAUGGUUGUCAGAAAUGCAAAAUAAAAGGCAAAAGAGAAGGUGGUGUUCAGACUUACCCACAUCAAGUAAAUCUUGAGCUUAGAACUGAAGAAGAGACAAUACGACAAGCAAGAAGAGCGACUUCUAAAAACCCAGUUUGUGGAGUUAAAGGCCCAACUAUUUUGACUAACUUAGUUUACAAAUGGAUUAGAACGACAACAAUAGAUCCAAUGCAUUGCGUGUUUCUUGGUGUGUUCAAAUCACUUUUAAUGCUCUGGUUUUAUCCUUCUCACGCAGGCGAGCGUUUCUCAAUUUACGACAAAGUUGACGACGUUGAUAAGCUUAUCAAAAAAAUUAAAGUUCCACAAUUUGUUCAAAGACGACUUCGUUCUAUAAAGGAGCAUUUGAAGUACUGGAAAGCAUCGGAGCUUAAAGUUUUCUUUUUUCAUGUCUCUCUUGUCGUUUUGGAAGGUAUUUUAAUGCCAGCAUAUUUUGAGCAUUUCAAAUUAUUAGUUGCUGCUAUUUAUCUCCUUAGUCAACGAAGCAUAUCAGAAGAUAUGUUAAACAAUGCAGAUCGAAUGAUAAUUGAAUUCAGUGCUAGAUUUGCAUUUCUUUAUCAUGCUCGCAACAUGACGAACAACUUACAUUCAAUGCGACAUUUUGUUCAAGAUGUUCGUGACAUUGGCCCUUUAUAUGUGUAUUCUUGUUUCACAUAUGAAGAUAUUAAUGGAAAAUUGAAAAAUUAAGUACAUGGAAGUAAAGGGGCACAACUUCAAAUAUAUUUUGGUGCGUCUUUGUAUGUGAACACAUACACACUAAACCAAGACGAACUUGCUGAAGGGUCUAAAGUGCAUGCUUUUUGUAAAAAGUACAUUUGUUGCUCUAAAAAAUUGAAGCUACAACUUAUACAAGAUAAUAUAUAUGUUGUUGGAGGAUUUUCAAGAACACGAAUUCCAAAUGAUGUUCACCAAAUAUUUUUGGAUCAUAGAGUUCAGGGUGCAAAGUACACAGUCUUCAAAAAGUUAAUGAAGAACAACAUGAUAUAUACGUCUGAAAUAUACACUCAAGCCAAAGUUACUAACUCCAAAUGUGCUCAAUACGCUACGAAUAAUGGCAUAAGAUUUGGAAUUAUUCGACUGUUUUUAAAGGUAUCAAUUUGUGAAUGUCGAAAUUGUUGUGAUUGUCCAUCAACUUAUUAUGCCGUCAUCAGAAGAUAUUGAAAAGAACUCGCUUUCCCUACAACACUUCUUUCGGAAAUAAGUUUAAAUUUCAUUCAUCGAGUCGAUGAAAUUCCAAAUCAAAUGGACAUUGUAAGUGUAGAGAAUUUACAAAACGUGUGCUUCUUUGUAAAUGUUAUGAAAGGAAACACGAUAUCAACUUUUGUUUCACAACCAGUAAAUGUUAUUAAAAACGAAUAAAAAGAGAAAAUGUUUAUAUGCACUUAUAAUAAUUAUCGCCAUAAUUUUGGCUGAUCAAAAUAUAUUCAUCUUUGGUGAAAAGGCAGAUAUAUACUCGCCACGAUUUUGGUUGAGUGAGCCUUUAAGGUUUUGUCUGAGAUAAUUUUGCAAUAUAGAUAAAUAAAUUAGACACACUUUUGUCUGAAUCAAUGCUGA